This is a messenger RNA of Naegleria fowleri, 2925 nucleotides long. RefSeq lists its product as uncharacterized. NCBI's taxonomy places the organism in Eukaryota, Heterolobosea, Eutetramitea, Acrasida, Naegleriidae. The record is from RefSeq and is a predicted model, not a curated record. The transcript has 3 exons. The coding region runs from base 1 to 2925 and encodes 974 amino acids.
AUGAUUGAAAAGCCAAGAACCAGCGGUGACUCUUCACAACAACAGCCACUGUUCAACCACAUUCCCCAUUCCUACCGACUCCACUUUGCUUAUUUUUCCAAUGUCAGCUCCAGUCAAAAGGACAUUUCCUCCUCAUGUAUGGAUUCAUCUCCUCCUCCCAAACAUGAAUCCCAUCACUAUUCCACACUCGUUCUUGCAUCCUCUUCCCAUACAACAACAACAACAACAACAUUGAAUUCUGUCACGUCAUCUGUUCAUUCUCCACAACAACAAUCAUCCUAUGAAUCUAUUUCUUCUUCUUGGAUGAUGACAUCUUCUCCGUCUUCCGCCAAUUUCCUCCUCUCUUCAAAAUUAAAUCCCAAAUUAAUUCCCUAUAAAUCCUUUCAUAUUGAGGAUCGAAAGGAGUUGAAUCAUUCAUUGAAUCAUUCACUCGUAGAUGAUGCUUCUACAACGAAUAGUACAACUCUAAAUUCUAAUCAUCAUGGUGGUGAUGAUGGAAAUGGUCUCUCACUCUAUGAAUACACACUUCAUUCCAUCACUCAUAGGAUGAGUCAUCAUUCACAACAACAACAACAACAACAACAUUCACAACAACAUCAACACCAUUCAGAUAUCGCUGCCACAUCUACUUUCAAACAACAUUUCAGCAAUAAUACCAUUCCAUCAAUCUCUCCAACAACAAUAGCUUCACAUCAUCAUGGAACGACACCAUCAUCACUUCACACCACAUCCACUACAACACCAAUGACUCCUCCUCCUCCUCCUCAUUAUUUGAGUCAUCAUUAUUCAGUGUCACCUGUGCAAUCACCUGCCUCUGAAUCACAUUUGAAUACGAGUACUUCAUUUUCAGAUUUUGAAGAUUUGGUUUUAAUGCAAAAGAGAAAUGAAGAAAUAUUGGAUGAUGACCUGAUGGAGGAUGAUGAGGAUUUGACAUCUGACAGUGAAGAUGAAGAUAAUAUCGAGUAUUGUGUUGCAAGAUAUAUUCAUUUUGGUGAAAAUUCUGAAACAUUGAUUCAAUCUGUUUUGAAUAAUGAAGGAGAGUUGAAAAAGAAGUUCGUUGAAUUGCUUUCACUUUCCUAUCAUGUCAAUAUCGCUCAACUCUAUGACUUGUAUUUGGUGGUAGAUGAAAGUUCAAAUCCAUUCAAAAUUACUGGUCUACUCUAUACGAUGGAAUAUAUACCAUCGAGUAUCAAAUUAACAGAAUUACUUUUGAGUCCUACUGUCAGUACUUCAACCAAUUCUACUAUUGCUUCAACUGUCAGUACUUCAACUCAACAAUCAUCUUGUCAAAAGAGUGUAAUGCAUUCAAUGAAUCAUACUUUUAUGGAAAAUGCAUGUGUGACACCAGAUUGUGCAGUUCACAUAUUUAAUCAAUUCUUAGAAGUCUUGAUGAUGUUUCACUCUAAAAACAAGGUCUUUCCAAACAAGUUCAUGACAAGUCAUUUAUUAGAAAAUAACAUGUUCAUCAGAGGAAAUGUGUCCAGUGAAUUACAAAAACAUGUUGGAAUUUAUUUGAAUGUUGAAAGUUAUUUAUUGUCAAUAUUGAAUCAAAGUGUUGUUGUUGUUGAACAAGACAUUGAAUCUGGCAAGAUGGAAAAUAUAUGGAAUGCAGGCUAUUUACUUUUCAAACUCAUUGUUCAAAAAGAUUGUCCCAAGUUAACGAUGGGUUCGAUCGAUGAAGAAAAAACAAAUUCCAUUCUUGAAGAGAAUUGCAGUGAUCGAAGAAUUGUGUCACUUGUCAUGAAUAUUUUAACCAAUGACACCAGUAAGAGACCACAAAGUGUGUCAGAAAUUCUCUAUUCACCAUGGUUGUUACGAUUUAAAAAAUUUAGAUUGUUCACAGACAUGAAACAACGACAACAACUCAUUGAAUCCAUGAAUCAUCAAAUUCAAUUCCAUGAACGAAUGAAAACAACAAUGAAUCAGUUAUUGACUCCACUUUUGUCAUCAAGACAUUUGACAGCAGAUCAUCAGGAGAAUGAGACUGGAAAUGUCGUGAAUGGUGGCCUCAACAUUACGGCAACAACGACAGCAUUGACAAAUUUAGACUCGAAUCGAAUCAUGAAUGGAAGUGCUUCUGCUGCUCGUCAUCCAAGAAAAGGAACUUUGACUGCUGUGAAUCAAAAGAAGAGAAUGAGUUUGAAAUUGUACUAUUCAACUGUAUCUGCUGAAUUGAAUCAGCAUCAACAUGAAGAAGCUCAUCAAACGAGAAAUGGUGCUGCAAGUCCUACCUCAUCGCCUCUCACUCGAAAGAAUUCAUCAAAAUCCAAUUUGAUGGUUGGCAUGUUUAAACAUCAAAAAUCAAAAACAGAAGUGUCAAAACCAUCUCGUGAUCCAAAAGAGAAUGUUAAUGUUGAUGAAUAUUAUCAAUUGAUGUUAAAGCAACAGAAACAAAGCUUUAAAUUUGACACCAGUGUUAAGCAUAACUACUUUGGAGUGACCAAUAAUCAAAAGACGGUUACAUUGCUUCAAAACAAGAUGUUUGGAUCGGAUUACUACACGAUUCGCUGUGAACAAAAGAUCACUCCACUAAAUAACGAAAUUCAAAUCAAAAUUGACAAGGUGAACGCCGACAAUGAAAUUGUUGUUGGGAUAAUUUCAAAAGACUACGACCACAAAAUUUCAACCAGAAGUGGAAUUUUAGGCAGUAAAAAGCUGCCCAAUUCUUACGGCCUCAAUUUUGUUUCUGGUCAGGUAGGCCACAACGAUCAAUGGAACAAGUUUGCCAAAAGUAAGCUGCUAAGAGAUAAGGCGAUCGUGGUUCUAAACUUCAAUUUCGAUAAGAGAAGUUUGAAUGUCAAAAUGAUUCUAGAUGAUGCCAUCUCUGAUUUAGGCACAUGUUUUGAUGAUAGUAUUGACAUCAAGAUUGAAUGGUAUUUUGCUGUUUCCCUUUACCGAGAAAAGACUGCCCUCACGAUUGUAUAA